Molecule: messenger RNA, 5742 nt
Organism: Acanthisitta chloris (rifleman)
Lineage: Eukaryota; Metazoa; Chordata; Aves; Passeriformes; Acanthisittidae
Product: ankyrin repeat and KH domain-containing protein 1-like
Biological process (GO): innate immune response
Cellular component (GO): cytoplasm
Molecular function (GO): protein binding; RNA binding
Source: RefSeq, a predicted model, not a curated record
GGCUCAACAAGAUGAACUGUCAGAGGUUGAAUCCUUUAUUUUGGACCAAGAAGACCUUGAUAACCCAGUACUGAAAACCACGUCGGAGAUAUUCUUAUCGAGUGCUGCAGAAGGUGCAGACUUGAGAACUGUGGAUCCAGAAACACAAGCAAGACUAGAAGCCUUACUGGAGGCAGCAGGAAUUGGUAAAUUGUCCACUGCCGAUGGCAAAGCCUUCGCAGAUCCCGAGGUUCUCCGGAGACUGACGUCCUCCGUCAGCUGCGCGCUGGACGAAGCCGCCGCCGCGCUCACGCGCAUGAGAGCCGAGAACAACCACAACGCAGGACAAGUGGACAAUCGCAGUUUGGCAGAAGCAUGCUCCGAUGGGGAUGUCAAUGCUGUCCGGAAGCUGCUGGAUGAAGGGCGAAGCGUAAAUGAACACACUGAAGAAGGGGAGAGUCUCCUCUGCUUGGCCUGUUCAGAAACUAUGAAUUGAGUGCUGCUAGCAAUGCAUGCAAACGUUGAAGACCGAGGGAAUAAGGGUGACAUCACGCCCUUAAUGGCAGCUGCCAGCGGAGGCUACGUGGAUAUCGUCAAACUCCUCCUUGUCCAUUGUGCAGAUGUCAACGCACAGUCCUCCACAGGGAACACGGCGCUCACCUAUGCCUGUGCUGGGGGCUUUGUGGACAUAGUGAAGGUGCUACUGAAAGCUGGUGCUAACAUAGAAGACCACAAUGAGAAUGGACAUACCCCCCUGAUGGAAGCAGCCAGUGCAGGGCAUGUCGAGGUUGCCAGAGUUUUGCUGGAAUAUGGUGCAGGAAUCAACACUCACUCCAACGAGUUCAAAGAAAGUGCACUUACACUCGCAUGCUAUAAAGGCCAUUUAGAUAUGGUUCGUUUUUUGCUUGAAGCUGGAGCUGAUCAAGAACACAAAACAGACGAGAUGCACACGGCGCUGAUGGAGGCCUGCAUGGAUGGCCAUGUGGAGGUGGCACGCUUGCUCCUGGACAGCGGCGCUCAGGUGAACAUGCCUGCGGAUUCCUUCGAAUCCCCACUCACUCUGGCUGCUUGUGGGGGGCACGUGGAGUUGGCAGCUCUUCUGAUCGAACGGGGAGCCAACCUGGAGGAGGUGAAUGAUGAAGGCUACACACCUCUGAUGGAAGCUGCCCGGGAAGGCCACGAGGAGAUGGUGGCCUUGCUGCUGGCACAAGGGGCAAACAUAAAUGCACAGACAGAAGAAACACAGGAAACAGCCCUGACCCUGGCAUGCUGUGGAGGCUUUUCUGAGGUUGCUGACUUCCUUAUUAAGGCAGGAGCUGAUAUAGAACUUGGUUGCUCAACACCUUUGAUGGAGGCUGCUCAAGAGGGUCAUCUUGAAUUGGUGAAAUACUUGCUGGCAGCAGGAGCUAAUGUUCAUGCCACUACAGCAACAGGAGAUACAGCUCUGACCUAUGCCUGUGAAAAUGGACACACAGAUGUGGCAGAUGUGUUGCUUCAGGCUGGUGCUGAUCUGGAGCACGAAUCCGAAGGUGGGAGAACCCCACUCAUGAAGGCUGCGCGAGCUGGUCAUUUAUGCACUGUGCAAUUCCUUAUUAGCAAAGGUGCCAACGUGAACAGGGCUACAGCUAACAAUGACCACACGGUGGUGUCCCUGGCCUGUGCUGGAGGUCACCUGGCUGUGGUGGAGCUGCUCCUGGCUCACGGGGCUGAUCCUACUCACCGGCUCAAGGAUGGCUCAACAAUGCUCAUUGAAGCUGCCAAGGGAGGACACACAAAUGUUGUUUCUUACUUGCUGGAUUACCCCAACAAUGUUCUGUCGGUUCCUGCAGCAGACUUGUCUCAGCUCACACCUCCAUCUCAGGAUCAGUCUCAGGUUCCCCGUGUCCCAGUGCAUACACUCGCCAUGGUUGUACCUCCCCAGGAACCUGACAGAACUCCUCAAGAGAACUCCCCACCUCUGUUGGGAGUGGUGAAAGGUGCAUCCAAGCAGAAGUCAAGUUCCCUGCAGGUAGCAGAUAAGGACCUACUGCCACCUUUUCACCCAUACCAGCCUUUGGAAUGCAUAGUAGAAGAGACUGAAGGCAAGCUGAAUGAACUUGGACAGAGAAUUAGUGCUAUUGAAAAAGCACAACUUAAAUCAUUGGAAUUAAUUCAAGGUGAACCUUUAAAUAAAGAUAAGAUUGAAGAACUUAAAAAGAACAGAGAAGAACAAGUACAGAAGAAGAAGAAAAUAUUGAAGGAGCUGCAGAAGGUGGAAAGGCAGUUGCAGAUGAAAACCCAACAGCAGUUUACCAAAGAAUAUUUGGAGACCAAAGGUCAGACAGACACACCACCUCCCCUGCAGCAGCAGUGCUCACUUACAGGGGUCUUCCCAGAAGUGGAAGCUGAUAAGGGUCUGCCAGAGGAUAACUUUUCAGGGUUACCUCAGGUUGACACAAUCUUGUCUAAAGAUGACGAGCAACACCAGUCUCCACCACCUGCUGAAAAACCUUUGCCAGCAUCGCAAUGUAAUUUUUCUGGUAACGUAGGUUAUAAUGGGACAGAGUCUCUUGAACUUCAGAAAGCAUUAGGGAAUCAGCAGAAUGUAGGACAGCAGCAGCAGAUUGCUGGGCAGGGGCUCUUAGUUCAAGAACCAGACGGAUUAAUGGUUGCCACUCCAGCACAGACGCUUACCGACACUCUUGAUGACCUAAUAGCAGCUGUGAAUAGCAGAGUGCCCAGUGGCUCCACCAGCUCCUCGCACACUACCGAGUCCCCGACGCCCGAGCCCUGCCCGCAGGCACCGAGCAAUGUGCCCUCCCAGUCCGUGCUGCCCAUGUACCCCUCGGUGGACAUCGAUGCACAUACUGAGAGUAACCACGACACUGCUCUGACCCUGGCGUGUGCGGGAGGGCACGAGGAACUCGUGUCGGUGCUGAUCGCACGUGGUGCCAACAUUGAGCACAGAGACAAGAAGGGUUUUACGCCUUUGAUUCUGGCUGCAACUGCUGGACAUGUUGGUGUUGUGGAGAUUCUUCUGGACAAAGGAGGGGAUAUAGAAGCGCAGUCCGAGCGCACGAAGGAUACUCCACUUUCCUUGGCAUGCUCCGGGGGACGCCAGGAGGUUGUUGAUCUGCUGUUGGCCCGGGGAGCAAAUAAGGAACACAGGAAUGUGUCUGAUUACACGCCAUUAAGCCUUGCUGCAUCUGGUGGCUAUGUUAAUAUCAUCAAGAUUCUUCUCAAUGCUGGGGCAGAAAUUAAUUCCAGGACUGGGAGUAAGCUGGGGAUUUCUCCUCUGAUGCUGGCUGCUAUGAAUGGCCACGUACCUGCCGUGAAGCUGCUGCUUGAUAUGGGCUCUGAUAUUAAUGCCCAAAUCGAGACCAACAGGAACACAGCCCUCACCCUGGCCUGCUUCCAGGGCCGGGCAGAGGUGGUCAGCCUGCUUCUGGACAGGAAGGCCAAUGUGGAGCACAGGGCAAAGACUGGUCUCACACCCCUGAUGGAAGCAGCUUCGGGAGGCUAUGCAGAGGUUGGAAGGGUUCUCCUUGAUAAAGGAGCAGAUGUGAAUGCCCCACCUGUGCCUUCCUCAAGAGACACAGCUUUAACAAUUGCAGCAGAUAAGGGUCACUACAAGUUCUGCGAGCUCCUCAUUAAUCGAGGAGCACACAUCGAUGUUCGGAACAAGAAAGGGAACACCCCUCUGUGGCUGGCAGCUAACGGAGGCCACUACGAUGUGGUUCAGCUGCUUGUGCAGGCAGGAGCAGAUGUGGAUGCUGCAGAUAAUAGGAAAAUUACCCCUCUCAUGUCAGCGUUUCGCAAGGGGCAUGUGAAAGUAGUCCAGUUCCUGGUGAAAGAAGUGAACCAGUUUCCUUCAGACAUUGAGUGCAUGCGCUACAUAGCCACAAUCACGGACAAGGACCUGUUGAAGAAGUGUCACCAGUGUGUGGAGACAAUUGUGAAGGCUAAAGACCAGCAGGCUGCAGAAGCCAAUAAGAAUGCAACUAUAUUGCUGAAGGAGCUAGAUCUGGAAAAAUCAAGAGAGGAGAGCAGAAAACAAGCUCUUGCAGCUAAGAGGGAGAAGAGAAAGGAAAAGAGAAAGAAGAAGAAAGAGGAACAAAAAAGAAAACAAGAAGAAGAUGAAGAAAAUAAGCCUAAGGAAACGCUGGAGCUGCAAGAAGAUGAUGACGAAGAAGAAAAUGAUGAUGAAGUGGAGCAAGAAGUUCCUAUAGAGCCUCCAAGUGCAACUACUACAACUACGAUUGGAAUUUCUGCGACUUCAACUACCUUCACAAAUGCCUUUGGGAAGAAAAGAGCUAAUGUGGUGACUACCCCCAGCACAAAUAGAAAAAAUAAGAAAAAUAAAACAAAAGAGACUCCUCAGAAUAUGCAGAUAAUUUUGCCGGAUCAGCAUAUAUCUCUAGCACAGCAAAAAGCAGAUAAAAAUAAAAUAAAUGGAGAGCCAAGAGGUGGUGGUGCGAGUGGGAACAGUGAUUCGGAUAACCUGGAUAGCACAGAUUGCAAUAGUGAAAGCAGCAGUGGAGGGAAAAGCCAGGAGUUGAACUUCACAAUGGAUACGAACUCCUCGGAGCGGCGCUACGCCUCACUGCUCAUGCCCUCUCAGGAAGAGAAAACCAGCACCUCGGCUUCCAAAACACCAACCAGAAUUGAUGGUGAUGGUCAUUCGAAUUCGUUGUCAACUACUUAUAAGUCUGUUUCCCUUCCUCUGAGCUCUCCAAACGUAAAGCUGAAUCUGACCAGUCCAAAAAGAGGCCAGAAAAGAGAAGAAGGCUGGAAAGAAGUGGUUAGAAGGUCAAAGAAAUUAUCAGUCCCAGCUUCUGUCGUGUCUAGAAUAAUGGGAAGAGGUGGGUGCAACAUCACAGCAAUUCAGGAUGUCACUGGAGCCCAUAUUGAUGUUGAUAAGCAAAAAGAUAAGAAUGGAGAGAGGAUGAUCACUAUAAGGGGUGGUACAGAGUCCACACGAUACGCAGUGCAGCUCAUCAAUGCCCUUAUUCAAGAUCCUGCCAAGGAACUGGAAGAUCUGAUUCCUAAAACUCAUAUAAGAACACCUGCUUCGAGUACCAAGUCGAUCCACGCAAACUUUUCAUCUGGAGUCAGCACUGCGACCGCUUCCAACAAGAACUCCUUUCCACUCGGAGCACCGCCCCUGGUCACAUCGCAGUCAUCAACACUAUCUACUUUCCAGCCAACUAACAAAUUGAACAAGAAUGUCCCAGCGAACGUGCGCUCGUCUUUUCCGGUGUCUCUUCCUCUCGCUUACUCUCACCCUCAUUUUGCCUUGCUGGCUGCCCAAACUAUGCAACAGAUCCGGCACCCUCGCUUACCUAUGGCCCAGUUUGGAGGAACCUUUUCACCUUCACCGAACACUUGGGGACCAUUCCCGGUGAGACCAGUUAACCCUGGCAGCACAAACAGCUCUCCAAAGCAUAAUAGCUCGAGCCGUGUAGGUACCCAGAACGGCAACGUUUUGCAGACGGAGUCUCCUGGAUUAGCUACUUCUAGUUGUCCUGUUACAGUCUCAUCUGUAGCUGCUUCCACCCAGCCGCUGUGUGUGAGCAGUAACCGGACUCCCUCCUCGGUCAGGAAGCAGCUCUUCGCCUGCGUUCCCAAGACGAGUGCUGCGGCCACAGCCAUCUCGACCGUGACCAGCACCUGCGGCACUCUGCCCUCAGCCUCCUCUGCCCCCACCAACAACGGGCAGGUGCCUGCAGCGUUUCUGCCGUCGACCGCUCCGCCGGCGCAGCAUUCCGCGCUGAAGGCAGACUC